ACGUAAAAGUGCCGCGUGUAUUUUUAGCAUGUUAUGAGGGAAAACGUAACGAUCGUUUCUAUCAAAGAUGCCCGUCGUUGCACUGGCCGAAUCAAUGAAAAUUGAUUACAUUUUCGAAUCUCAUCGUUUCAGCAGAUUUAAAUAUAAAUCCGCCAAUUUCUACCCAAGUAUAAAUACGGUGAAAGAUAAAGGCUAAGAAGGGAACUUGAGAUAAGUCAUGAAUUUCAGCAGCAUAGAACGCCGUCGUAAUGAUUUAAAAUAGUGAACGAGGCUCAGGGCGCCAUCUUGGCACGCGCCAUCUGGAUAGCGCGAGUGAAAAGUUUACGGUGGCAAAAUAUUGAAAAAGUGUUUGAAAACAUAAAUAUUUCCUUGAAAUCGGGUGUUCAGAAGUGAACAAAAUAUCUAUGGACGAUCGUCUGAUACUGUAUAAUAUACAGAGUUGUAUUCUUCUCACCAUUGAUGUAUUAUGGCUAUAUUUGAGAAGACCUAACCUCGGCAAAGAAAAAUGAGUGCCUCUGAGGAGGGAAUGAUAUAUUUUGCCUACCAAGGCGACGACUAUGACGAUGAUAGGGGUAGCAAUUUACCAGGAGCAUCCACCGAACAGCUGAUAACAUUGGGAGAAUCCAAAGGGAAGCCCGAUGGAACAACUAGGGACACCGUCAAUGAUGCCGUAACAGACCACGACUACAUCGAUCUCAUUCAGGAUAAGCAAAUUGACCAAUUGUCUAACAUUGAGGAUGGAACGAUAAUCAUUAUACAUGAUCAGGAUGAAGUUGACGAGAGCGCUUCACCAAACCCUGUGGUUGUUGCUCCGCCUAAGGAACAGCAAACAUUUUCUCAAAUUACAAAUUUAUCACAAUUAAAGAAAGUAACGCCUCGAUUAAAGUUGCCUAGUUCUGAGCAAAAUUUAGUGAAGGGAUUAGCCGAGUUGAGGAAAAUGAAUACUCAAUUACGAGACAAACGAACUGCGGCAAUAUCAGAUGAGGCUAAACAACAGUUGAAAAAGUAUUGCCGGACUUGCGCGGGAUUGAAACUUCCACUGGUAGAUAUAUUCAGCGACAAAGGUAUGCAGAUGCGACUUAAUCAGCAAAUGAAACAUUUAGAGGACAUAGAUCAAAAUGAUAGUUUAUCAACGCAAAUGUGUAUGGAUUGCAUAUGCGAUUUGAAAAUGAGUUACAAAUUUUUCAUGCAAAUUAAAAAGGCAGAGUUUAAACUAAAGUCUAUGUACACGGCACUCAGUGAGCCCUUGGGUAAUGAACGACCCUCUUCGAAGGAGUUACAAUCUAGCGAAACGAGCAAAAUUAUCACUUGGAACACUCCCGUAGUAAAGAUUGAAAAAGAUGUGCACACUUACGCUAAGAAAAAGACAAAUAAUACUGCAAGUGUACCUAAAUCCGUUGGACCGCCCAAAAUGUCCUCAUUUCGUUCACUGCAAGAGAAUUCUAAUACUGCAAAAUUGCUCCCAAUUAAAUUGAAAGAGGAACCGUUAUCAGUUUCAGAGAAUGAGGGCACAGCAGAUAGGUUCGAAGAUGUCACAGAUCCUAAUCGCAACGACGACAAUGAAUCAAUCGAGGAAUUCGACCCAGAAGAUCUACCACUACAUGCGGAUAGCUCUGAAUAUGAUGGGUCUAAUGACGAACGUGAUGAGCCUGAAUUCCAGAAGGUUAAAAAAGCAUAUACUGAGUCUGAAUCACACAAGGGAGAACUCUCGGCAACCCCUGCAGUAUAUCAAUACGAUGAUACAAAAAAGGCCUAUGUUAAAUACGAGGCUGGAGACAGUAAAGAAAAUCUGCGUAACCCAGUGAAACAGGUAAUAAAAACAGAAACCGAAGAGGAUGUCACUGAUUCAAAAGAACAGCCAAACAUAUUAAAGAAAAGACUGUCGGUACCUCUUACGUCCAAGUCAGUCCUGGAUGCUGUAGAAACCGGUCUUUCGGUAGAUUUGAAUAGUUCUACCAUCUCAGAAAAAACCCUGCAAAAGUUGAGUGUGAAUCAUCCGAUGAGCAUUGGUUCUAAAGACGAAGAUGGAAUUAUGUAUGUAACAGUUAAAGGAUCCAAGCCAAAUGAAUUGUUAUUGGUAAAAGUUAAAAAAAUGGACAAGCCAGGAGAAAAGACCGAAGAUACAAAUCUCUCCCAUACAGCGAUCGAUAUGAAACCAGUAGACAGAAUGCUGAAAAAGUAUGAGGCAUUGAAAAUGAAAGAAAAAGAUUUGUUUUCCGAUAAAUUUCGAAAACCUGACAUCAGAGAGCAAAUAAUAGAGGAACAAAUAGAAGAAUAUAAAAGAAGAAGAGAACAAGUUCUAGGCUCCAAUAGUACGAUGACCACCGACAAUGGAUCAUUCAAAUCAAUAAAAACAGAAGGGAAAUCGACAUAUCGCACAUAUUCUCAAAAUACUGGAGAAGAAAGUUGUACCAUAAAAAUAAAAGACGAUCCAGGUGAUUUGGAGGCUUGCGAAGAAAAUCCAUGUAACGAAGAGUCUCGGGCAGAUGGUGAAAAAUCAGACGAGUGCCACUCAUCAACGGAUAAACCUUACCCAAGUUCUGAGGAUUACUUGGCUAGGUUGGCUCGACUUGAACAAAAAUGGGAAGAGGCUAAGCAGAAACGAGAAUCUUUGCAAAAAGAAUUUGAUGAAUCGUGUAUUGAGGGUAACCAGGAAAAAUUGGAACGAAUAUUGGGAGAAAAGGACAAAAAUUUGAAAGAGUUUGAGGAUUAUUUGAAACAGAGAAAGAUUGUGAUAAAUAGAUUGAAAGAUGAAGAUAUAAUAUCACUGUACGAGAAUAGGCACAACAUGGUGAUGAAAGAAGAUGUAGAGUUGUCGCAGAAUUCUGGUGAUGAUAUGUUUGUUAUUGAAGAAACAAUUCCCCUUGAAGAUUAUUUGGAAUGUGAUUAUUGUCCAGCUACAUUUCCUUUCAACGACGUGCUUCAAGAACACAUGAAGACGCACGAUUACAAAAUACUGCACUAUUGUGAAGACUGUAACACAGAAUUCUCAACUAACAAAGCAAGAAAAAAUCACAACAUUACGUGCAUGCAAAAGUUGAUAUGCAAAUACUGCGAAUUGAUGUUAGAUUCAAAGGGUAAAAAACGACAGCAUGAACAGAAACAUUGCGACAGUAUGUAUGGCCAGCUAUGCGAUUACUGUGGGGAAAAAUUCAAACAUCAAGGAACGCUGGAUCAGCACAUUAAAAUGCAGCACAUGAGCUGGGAAAAAGUAUUUCAGUGUCCGAAAUGCCCUAAAAAGUUUGCAUUCAAGCAGAAGUUGAGCUUUCAUGUAAAAUCUGUCCACACAACACUGAGAGCUUUUCUCUGCGAGGAUUGUGGUGCAGAUUUUAAAAAUCCUGCAAGUCUACGGCACCAUAGGAUUCGCAAACAUCAGCCUGUGGGUAACAAAAGAGAAUGUACAGUUUGCCACAAACUGGUGCCAUUUUAUAGUCUGUCUAAGCAUAUGCAUACACACAAAGCUUACACCAUACAAUGUCCGCACUGCGAUAAGAUGUUCAAAAACAGUUCAACGCUGAAGCAACACGUUAGAAUUCAUGAGGACCAAAGACAAUACAGAUGCGAUAUUUGCGGUGUAGGAUUUAAUCGAAGAGACGGUUUAAGACUGCACAUGAGAGUGCACGAGAAAACCGAUAGUCGGGGUUUGAAGGAAUGCUCGUGCCAAGUAUGCGGCGAGAAAUUCCCGAAUCAUUCGAUGCUUGUGAUUCACAGGAACAGAGUUCACAAGGAUGGAAGACAGUACACUUGUCACAUCUGUAACAGAUCAAUGAUCUCCCCUCGGUCUUUGGAAUGGCACAUGUCUCACAUUCAUAAUCAGGCUCUGCCUGGUGAAGUGAAGUCGGAUCCGUUAGCACCUACUGAAAAGAAACGAGUAACUUGUUACCAUUGCGAAAAAACUUUUAAGACAGAAAUGAUUUUACGUACUCACAUUAAAAAUACGCAUGUUAAAAAGGAUCCUAUGAAAUGCGCCGAGUGCGAUGAGGUGUUCACGUCAGAGGUCAGAAUGCGACACCAUAUGAUGGUGGUGCACAAUAGGCUCGAGGGAACAUUGCCAUGUCCGCAUUGUCCGAAAAGAUUUGUUAAUCAACUUCGAUUAAAAACGCACAUGAUCUCACAUUCUGAAGAGAGACCGUACACAUGCGAGAUAUGCGGCUUUAAUCUGAAAACUAAAAUUCAGUUAAUAAAACAUCAUCAAAAUAGACACAGUGACGAACGACCAUUGCAAUGCAGAUUUUGUCCAUGGAGAUGCAAACAAGUCAGUGCUCUUGUUUGUCAUGAAAGAACGCACACUAAUGAAAGACCCUACGCCUGCAGUGUUUGCAGACAACGCUUCAAGUAUCUGGGUGACAAAAAUAAGCAUGAAAGAAGACAUGAAAGUUUGGGAGGAUCAGGAUUCAAGAGAAUUGUAACAGGCAGAAAUACAAAACAGCCAAAAAUACAAGCAGUGGAACUUACUUCCUGCUCCGAGCAAGAUCAGGAAGACUACGAGCAAGCUCAAGCUCAUUAUGGUAAUGAAGACCAAACCGACGAUCAGUAUGUGGAUGAAAAGAUGGAGAAAUACGAGCCCGAGGAUAUGGGAGAAGAAUACGAACAGGCAUAUGAUCAGGACUACGAGACCUCGAGAGAGGCUUCGGAAGCGGCGGAAGUUAUAAUGAACAUGGAAGAUGGUACGGUAUACACCGAGGAAGUGACUGCGGAGAACCUCGAGAGUGCGGAGAUUAUAACUGACGAAAUGACGGAUCAAAUCCUGCAGUCUGGAACAGUUGUACAUUUUCAACAGCAAGUUGAUACUGGAAAAAUACAAGUUAUUCCAGUUAUGUUAUCUUUGCCGGACCUAACUGAUGCCAAUUCUGAGGUUAAUCUUGCUACAGCUUCUAUUAUGUACAAUGCCAACGAAGAUGGAGUCCUAUAGAGGCGUAUGGCCUGUAGGCUAUUUGAAGCAAAAAAAUAGGACUUCAUCUUCGUUGACAAUGCUCAAUAAGAGAAUAUUACCUAUUGAGUAGGUCGGGUGAAAAUAUAGACUACAGAAUACUUACAGUUUCAAUGUUGCGAAUAAUGUUUUAGUGAAUUGAAUUUCAUUACAUUAGAUAUGGAACUGCAUAUCAAACUUAUACUAUCUAUUCUUUGCUCUCCGCAAUUUCUGCACACUUUCAAUUCCAUACGGUUGUAAAUUUGUUCAGAUUAUUAUUACGCUUGCUGAACAUAAUGAAGCAGCAUACACAUUUAUUUUAUUUAAGACGACUGAACUUAUUUCUCCGUAAACUUUGCAUGCAGUUCUAAGUUUAAUUACAGAUUGUUAAUAAUUAUUUAGCAGCUGUAGUAAAGGUGAUUCAAAAUCUUGCAAUUCUUUUAACGUUUUGACUUUAGUUGAGUAUUGGUAAAAGUGUUGUUAAAUAUACCUUCUUUUUCGUUUUCUUCAAAGAAAGGCAUUCGUUAUGCUCUCCUGAAAGUCGAUGAAAGAAAGAAUUAAAUUUUUCUGCAUAUUAUCUGAUAUCCAAUGAGUUGCAAAAGAUCGCCUUCUUUGUAAAUAUUAAGUAUUUGUAAGCAAAUCAUUCGGUGAAUCUAUCAAAUAUAUAGGUAUAACAAAAUCUAUAAUAUUGAUAUUCAUGUUUUUGGUAUAAUUGCUGCUGAAACAUGUUGAGAUAGCUACUUAUGAUAUAUUGAUAGGCAUGUCUACCGUGCAUAUAUUUCUGCAACUAACAUACCUAUGUAUUGUACUAAAUAUAAUAGCGUCUAGUAAAAAAAUAUCGUUGCACCAUACAUGAACUAGGUUACUAGUUAAUAUUUGUUUAAGUGUUGUCAGCAAAAUUAUAGUUUUUAUAUGACAAGCUUAAUCUCUGAGCCUGUAAAUAUGUUUCUGUGCUAUCUCCAUGAAGAACUUGACUGGUUUGUAGUUUUUGACACGUAGCACAAAAAUGGUACUUGUGGCAAGUGCGCACAUAAAGAUUUCUUGACUCGUGUAAGUUUUGAACUCGUCAAGAAAUCCCUAUUUUAUGCGCACUGACCAUGAAAUUAACUAUUUUUCAACUCUUUUCUUGAAACUCGAUUAACAGAAUUAUAAACAAACGUUAGUAGCAACAAACGCGUGCUCGACAGCAAAUUAGAUGAGUUUCAACACAGGCUCAUUAUAUUUAAUACGCAUAAUUGCUAUUGGUUUAGUUUCGCAACAUAUAAUAAGCUAAAAUCUUAGAUAAAGUAACAAAUACCCUUGUGAUUGUCACUAAAGUGUAUAAACAAAACGUCAAAAAUUAUUCGCACUUUGAAUAAUGAACUAGUACACAUAGAGUUCAUCAAAAAAAAAUUUGAUAGUAAAAUAUUGAAGUAACUUAUAUAUUUCAUUAUUUUGUAUAACAAGUUAAUCGUGGUAAAUAGACCCAAUAUAUUACAUUUACAUUGAUUCCGUAAUAUAUACUAAUUUUAAGAAUUAUAAAUAUUAGUUACAUUCAAAUUUUAGUGCGUAAUUUUACUCGGGGAGAAUGCAUCUCCAUUCGCGUAUUGAUUAAGUACCACUUGGGUACAUACUUCGGCUCAAGUUAUAACUGGCCUUGGCAGAGAAGAACAAUUUUCCAAUUGUAUCCAAAAAAAUUUUGAUGCAACAAUAAAAUAUUUUCAAAUA
Messenger RNA from Neodiprion virginianus, 6616 nucleotides. RefSeq lists its product as uncharacterized. Gene Ontology annotation, biological process: regulation of DNA-templated transcription. The record is from RefSeq and is a predicted model, not a curated record. The coding region runs from base 506 to 4912 and encodes 1468 amino acids. The transcript has 2 exons. NCBI's taxonomy places the organism in Eukaryota, Metazoa, Arthropoda, Insecta, Hymenoptera, Diprionidae. Gene Ontology annotation, cellular component: nucleus. Gene Ontology annotation, molecular function: zinc ion binding; RNA polymerase II cis-regulatory region sequence-specific DNA binding; DNA-binding transcription factor activity, RNA polymerase II-specific.